Messenger RNA from Drosophila takahashii, 1215 nucleotides. RefSeq names its product gustatory receptor-like 36a. The record is from RefSeq and is a predicted model, not a curated record. NCBI's taxonomy places the organism in Eukaryota, Metazoa, Arthropoda, Insecta, Diptera, Drosophilidae.
AUGGCCACGAGUGCAGAACGAACUUUGAAUAAGAAAUGGCAGUCGCGACUGCUAAGAUGGUCUGUUUUGGGCCUCUGCUGGUCCUCGUACAUCCUUUAUCGAGGCUGCGUGAUUGGACAAAUUAAAUACGACAAAGAAAAGGGAAAACUGAUUAUCCAACGUCGCAACAUUUGGACCAAAAGAAUAGUGCUGUGCCUAAAGUUGUCGGUGCUCUACUUCAGCUUUGAAAGUAAUGAAGGCAUAUUUUCUAGUCCAAAGUACUUUGAUACUCUGAUGACAGGGGUCAUCAUGCAGAUAGCCAUAUGUAAUAUUAUACGUUUGUGGAACUGGAUGAGUAGUCUGUCCUAUAAUCGAUCCUUAGUGGGUCUGAUCAACGAGGUGAUAGAAGUAAACACAUUGAUGAAAGAGACUUUGGGGAGGCCUUCCUUGGAAGGUAUCUCCCUGCUGAUCCUUUACAUAGUUCAGUGGGACUUUACUGUCCUGCAGAUCACGGGCUUAAGUCAACUAAGUCUUUACGUCUUCCCGCUGUACAUCAUAUUGCUGGAGUUGUGUUUCAACAUUUAUGUGGUCUACCAGUUGUUGCUACUGUCUUGGAUCGCUGCUUUCAAUAGGUUCUUAAAGAUCUAUCUACAGGAACGGAAACCGACAAAAAGGCAACAUUUAAAGGUUCUUCGGCUGCUUCGCCUCUAUUCCAGGAUAGCCAAUAUUAACCAGGAAAUCCAACUGCUGUGGCUGCCGGUCAUCGGCAUGCUUUUCACCGACAUCUUGCUACUAGUGAUCAAUUGGGCGUUUAUCAUCAAAAAUAUCAUGGAGUACCACUUGUUUGCAGACGACAAAUUUUAUAGGAAAUGUUUGAGAGCCGCAGUUGGUGGGCAGGCAUCUUUCUUAAGGAUUUUGUUCAUUGGUCUAUGCAAUGAUAGACUGUGCAUUCUGCAGACUCUCCUUAGAGUGCAGCUUUUAAUCGUCGAUUUGCGCUUCUCACUGCAUCUUCAGCGGCAUCAGAACUUCGUCAGGGAUGUCCAGACUUUGCAAAGUUGCUUUGAUGUGCAGUUCAGAGUCCAGCCGAUCAGGAACCGGAUAAUGAACGCCAAUCUGGAAUGCGGAGGUUCGUUUGUCCUAGACUUCUUUUUUUGCACAUUGCUAAAUGCCUUGUGCUUUGCCCAGUAUGAAAUUACCGUUGACGCCGAUACGUUAAUUUAUGCUGAAGAUCGAUAA